CCAUUAUUCUUUUUUUAGGUUAUUUGAAAUAUUUUUUCCUGUAAUUCAUUUACAAUUGUGAAUCUAAUAUGGGAAAAAGGAAAUAUCACUAUAAAGAUAAAGACAUCCGUCGUAAAAUUCGCCGGUUGGAGGAUAAAUUGGCGCGCCGUGGAAGUCACGAUCGUGAUCACAGGCGCCGUUAUCAAGAUCGGUACAGACGAUCGGAAACACCGUCUUCGUACUCUUCCGAUGAACAUGAUGCUGGAGAACGCUAUUAUAACCAGUCAGACGAAGAAAAUGCUCACCCUUCCCGCUGCCAAGAACAGCUGUCUGAUGGAGACUACAUACUAUGUGAUUCCGAUGAUUACUUGGAUAAUCCACAAAGCAAAAAAUUGGCGUCGACAGUCCAAGUAGCCAGCCCCGCGGCGAACCCGCCGCCAGCCGCUUCCCCGAAGCAGGGUCUUCCAGUGGACCCGGGUGUCUCACAGACAUUGACCACAACUGGCAUUUCGGUCGAAGAGGUUACGCCGACCAACACGGAAGUUCCACAGGAAAUUCUGAAUAUUCUGGGCGAAGCUAAGAAAAUCGAGCAACAACUUGGCGAAAAGAUACCCGCAGAGAUCUCUGAACGUUGGGGUAAAAUACUACUAGAUGGUUUAGCCAAAGAGCAAAAGGACUCCCUGAUAGAAAAGAUGCUCAUACCCGAGAACUUUCUCUUAGCCAAAGCACCGAAACUAAAUCCCGAAGUAGCCGCAGUUUUAUCAGAUGCGGCAAAAAAUCGUGAUAAACGAUUGGAGAAAUCUCAAAACCAAUUAGGGUGUGGGCUGGCUGGCUUGGUAAAUAUUACUAAUCACCUGAUCAAAGAAGAUAUGGAUAAGUUCGAUAUAAUCAAACGUAUUUCAGAAGUUAGCCAAUUACUCUUAGACUUACACUAUGAAGAAACCAUAAAUAGACGAAAACUUAUCAUACCCUUGCUAGACAAAAAGUUUUGGAAUACAAUACAAGGUGUAAAACGAGAAACCUACCUUUUUGGUGAUAAACUUGGCGAAAAUAUCAAAAACACUAAGGAUAUUGAAAAAUCAAGCCAACAUAUUAAAAAAGCAACACCUGCGCAACAACCAUUCCAGAGAAGAACUACUUCAUUGGGAAACGCGCGGGGUCCUCCUCGCCAGCAGCAGAGUCAAGCGAAGCCGACGACGUCAGCGACGAACCGCUUCCAGCCACCGCCUGCCGCAACGAGGAGGACGCAGCAACCACGCGCCCGUCCGGCUCCCUCCAGCAGGCAUCACGAUCGGAGACACAAAUAGAGGUACUUCAUGCUGGUCGUAUUCGUUACUUCCUUCAUAAUUGGUCACUAAUUACCGAGGACCCUAUUAUUCUAUCUUACAUAAAAGGAUAUAAAAUACCAUUUGUAUGUACGGUUUUUCAAACUAAAGAACCGCCUAACCCGCCUUACUGCGAGCUUGAAAUGGAACUUGCUAUUCAAAAGCUGAAAAGCUUAGGUGCUAUAUCACAAUGCGAUGAACAAUCUGGCCAAUUUAUUUCUCCUGUCUUUUUAACACCUAAAAGUACAGGAGGCUUCCGCUUUAUACUAAAUCUUAAAAAAUUAAAUCAAUUUAUAAGUACCCACCAUUUUAAAAUGGAAGAUAUUCGUACUGCCGUAAAAUUAGUCUCAAAAGGGUCUUACAUGGCAAACAUUGACCUCAAAGAAGCUUAUUUUCUAGUGCCUGUACAUCAGCAAUAUAAAAAAUACCUUAGAUUCAGGAAUAAUAAUAUUUUAUAUCAAUUCAAUUGCCUACCUUACGGUUUGUGUUCAGCGCCUUACAUUUUUACAAAACUCAUGAAACCAGUGUUAACAUUUUUAAGAAAACAAGGUCAUGUGCUCGUGUCAUAUCUUGAUGACAUUCUUUGCAUAGCUGAUGAUUAUCAAUCGUGUCUAAAUACUGUACAUAAAGUGAUCCAAACACUAGAAAGCUUAGGCUUCAUAAUAAACUUUGAUAAAAGUAAUAUUGUUCCAUGUCAAACUUGUAAGUUUCUAGGCUUCGAAAUAAACUCUCCAACUAUGUCACUACAACUACCUACACAAAAAAUUAAUAAGAUUAUAGAACUUGUUAAGAAAAUACAAAAAUCGUCCCAAGUUUCGAUUCGUGUUUUCGCUCAAUUCAUAGGUACAUUAACCGCGGCUUGUCCCGCCGUCGCGUACGGCUGGGUCUAUACAAAACAUUUUGAACGCGAAAAAUUUUUGGCCUUACAAGAAUUUAGCGAAAAUUAUGAUGCAAAAAUGUAUUUAAAAAACUAUUUACAAGAUGAUUUAUACUGGUGGUCUAACUUGGCAAUUAGAGCUAAAAACAGUAUUGACAAACAUAAUUACCACUUAGAAAUUUACACUGACUCGUCACUUACCGGAUGGGGAGCAGCUUGCAAUGGUGAGAUAACUAGAGGUCAGUGGUCAGCAGAUGAGGCAAAGAAUCACAUAAAUUAUUUGGAAUUACUAGCGGCAUUUUUUGGCUUAAAAUCAUUCUGUAAAAAUUAUAAUAAUGUAAACGUUUUACUUCGUAUAGAUAAUACCACUGCCAUUGCCUACAUAAAUAAAAUGGGGGGAAUACAAUUCCCUCAUCUCAAUCGUAUUACAAGACAAAUCUGGCAGUAUUGUGAACAACACAAUAUUUUCAUAUUCGCUUCUUAUAUUAAAUCUUCGGAAAACAUUGAUGCUGACCAAGCCUCUAGACAUAGCAAUGUAGACACGGAAUGGGAAAUUAAUUCGAGCUCUUUUCAGCAAAUUAUAAGCACUUUUGGCCAACCACAAGUAGAUCUAUUCGCUUCGCGUCUUAACCAUAAAUGUGAACGAUACAUAUCUUGGAAGCGAGAUCCGGACGCGUAUGACAUCGACGCGUUCACUAUUAACUGGAAUAAAUUUUUUUUCUACGC
Messenger RNA from Helicoverpa armigera (cotton bollworm), 2907 nucleotides. RefSeq lists its product as uncharacterized. Bases 69 to 1286 code for a protein of 405 amino acids. The transcript is spliced from 2 exons. The record is from RefSeq and is a predicted model, not a curated record. Lineage: Eukaryota; Metazoa; Arthropoda; Insecta; Lepidoptera; Noctuidae.